This is a messenger RNA of Microsporum canis CBS 113480, 5511 nucleotides long. RefSeq names its product dopey. The record is from RefSeq and is a predicted model, not a curated record. Lineage: Eukaryota; Fungi; Ascomycota; Eurotiomycetes; Onygenales; Arthrodermataceae. The coding region runs from base 1 to 5511 and encodes 1836 amino acids. The transcript has 8 exons. Gene Ontology annotation, cellular component: trans-Golgi network; endosome. Gene Ontology annotation, biological process: Golgi to endosome transport.
AUGAGCCUUGAACCGAGUGGCCUUCCAAGAUCCUCUUCGCCCGCCAGCUCUGAAGCAUCUUUACCCAAGCCUCCGAACCGAUUACAUGAAGAUGCGGAUGGCUUGAAGAAGGAUAAAAGCUACCGUCGCUAUGCUGCCAAUGUCGACCGCGCCCUCUCUCUUUUCGAUACUGCGUUGCAGGAAUGGGCGGAUUACAUCUCAUUCCUCAGCCGGCUGUUGAAGGCGCUUCAAACACAUCCGCCAACGUUGUACCUUGUCCCGAAUAAGCUGCUUGUUGCAAAGAGGCUUGCUCAAUGUCUAAACCCGUCACUGCCAUCUGGAGUUCACCAGAAGGCCUUGGAGGUGUAUGGGUAUAUAUUUGGACUCCUAAGAUCUGAUGGCCUAGCCCGAGACCUGGCUAUAUACCUUCCUGGAAUUGCUCCCACAUUGUCCUUCGCAUCACUUUCGGUCCGCCCGCUAUUUCUAUCCCUCAUAGAGAAUCAUAUCCUACAGCUUAAUCCUACCGCCUUACGCUCUGCCGUUAAAUCGAUAAUCCUGGCACUUCUCCCUGGCCUAGAAGACGAGACAAGUGAGGACUUUGAAGAAACACUCAAGCUGGUGGACAAGCUCCGUGAUGUGUCCAGCGCCGCUGGGGAUGACUCCGGUGCGGCUGCAGGAAGCCAGUACUUUUGGCAGUGUUUAUUUCUUGCAUCCGUUACAAACCCAUCGCGGAGAGUAGGGGCUCUUGCAUAUUUAAAUCGUAACCUACCGAAGCUUGGUGGCAGAAUACCAUCAGAAGAGUUACUAAAAGAGUCCGAGGAUGUCGACAUUAGAGAAGAUACAACUCAAGACUUGUCAGGUGCCAUCGAAAGUAUCACGUCUCCUGAGCCGGGCCUGCUAAUUCGAUGUUUUGCAACUGGGUUGGCGGAUGAGCAAGUUCUUAUACAACGAAACUUCUUGGAUCUACUCGUUUCCCACCUUCCUUUACAUUCCCCCGUUCUCCAGCAACGAAUAACUGCCGGGGACCUGGAGCUUCUCGUCGGCGCUGCCGCUGGAGUUGUUAUUCGGAGGGACAUGAGCCUCAAUCGUCGACUAUGGGCUUGGCUCUUGGGACCUGAUUUUGAUAAAUCUUCUCAUGCGAAUGAUGCCGGAGUAGACACUUCAGUAUCCGCCAGUGCUGCUGCAAUAGCUACCUUUGAUAAUGAUAGCUCAAAGUCCUAUUACUUUGAACGAUUCGGCCUAAAGCCACUUGUCAGCAGCAUUAGAGCUAUGCUUGCGAAGAAUUCUUCCAACCCGCAUGAGAGAGCUAGGCCAUAUCGCGUAUCCUUAUCCCUUAUGGAUCGAUGGGAGGUUGGUGGUUUGGUAGUUCCUGAAGUUUUCCUGCCCGUCAUUCGCAGCACUCAAAAAUACAAACAGAUCGCCACCUCAAAAUCGAAUUUUGACGAGGUAUUUCGAAGUGCUAGUGCGUUCUUAGACGGAGUAGAAAGUAAUCUGAUCUUCUCGGAGCUCGUUGGCCUUGUCCUCUCGCCUCGUUCGAGUACAUCACGGCCGAAUCGCAUGAUUGAAGACUUACGCUUAGCGACUUUUAUGUUGUCUCAUUUCAAUAUGAAGGAAGAGGAGAUGCUAAUCACGCAUAUACCCUUAUUGAUCUUGUCACUGCUCCUUAAAACAAAGACACUCUGCGCAUCUGGCGCAUGGAAUGAACCGGGAUACUCAACUGUAGCAAACACUGCUCUUGAUGAAAUAGGGGCAAUUAUCAACCUGCUCCUCCGUCUCGUCCCUGAAAGAGCCUUUUCACCUCGUGCAGAGAAAAUGCAGGAUUCAGGAGCGGAUAGCUCCAUUACGUCGAUGAAUCAUGAGCAUAUAACGAAUGUAAUUCUUAACUUCUAUUCUCGAAGUAAGGAUACACUCCGACUUCCAGAACCUCCUUUCUCGCCAACGGGGGUUGCAACCAUUAUUCUCGGUGAAGCUCAAUCUCUAGUUCUGCUUGCCUUAGAGUCUGAUACUCAAGCUGUGUUUCUUAGAGAAAGGGUCAAUCAGUUUGUCGCUCUACUCAAUAAGACGCAAAAGACAGAGCUUCCACAAGGAAAGCUGUAUAAAACAAUUGAGCAAAAGAUUACUACAGCAAAUGAUGACAAUAGGGCUCUCCCAAUGCCGGUCGUUAAUUCAAUAGUAUUCGCUCUUACUUCCUUGUAUUCCGCCAAAAAGACUAGCAGCUAUAUCACCUAUGAGCGGCUGAGUGAUUUAAUUCCGGCUCUAGUCCAACAAUUAUGGGGGUUUCUGGAGCCAGCAAACCUGAGAUUUCAUGUUGAAGCUGCUUCAUGUCUAUGGCUUCUGCACUCGGCUAGCUGGCGAGACCACCUUGUGGAAGCUGCUGUAACAUCAGUCAUGGUCUCCUCAUCUAGUUCGUCCCAUCAGGCGUCUCUUAACCAGGCUGAGAAGUUUUUUGUUCUCUGGAAUCAUAGCCACCAUUCUAACACAGAUUCAUUCGCGCUACGCACUACCGGCGAUGAUGGCCCAAAUAUGAAAACGGUAUAUCGUGCGAAAUUACUUAGCCAGCCACUGUUCAUUGUGCUGGAUCUCCUAUCCUGUAGAUCAGAGGAAGCCUCCAUUGCGGUCAAAGACUGGCUUCGUGAUCUUCCAUCCAUAUAUGAUCCCGCCGGAUGGUCGUUGAUAUUAUCAAAUACUGCCUCUCAGCCACCAAGAACUAAAUCUGUUCCCUUUGAUGUAGAAGAGAACAAAGGAGAUGUCACCAUUCAGACCGAAAUCUCACAGAUAUGCUUCCAUGCACUCCAUGGUGUCCAAAACGUUCCAGAAAGCCUCCAUGUCCAACAGGGUCAAAUCAGGAAGGAGGCGCUAUCACUUUUACGCCUACUCUUGUGCAGCACUGGGGCAGAUAAAUUACUAUCUUUAGAUAUUGACUCUUACCUUCUCGAUCAUCUAUCUAUUGCCUUAGAUGAAGGAAAGGUCGAGCACCAAUCCUCUAUAAUAGAUGCUCUAAUUCCAGUUCUCAAAAUCCGAUAUGCACACCACGUAUCAGAAAUCUCAGCAGCUGCGUCUCAUAGGUUUCAGAGGAAAGGAUCGUUCGACAUUUCCCGAAUUUCAUUCACCGCCGACAGGGCUGACAAGAACCAAGUGAAUCAAGCUCUACUUCAACCAUCUUCGAAGCUUCUAGACUGCCUCCUAAAAGGUAUUAGCUCGAAACUAUCCCGACCCAUUAUCGACAAAUGGGUAAAUUUUCUAGCAGAAUGUUUACCCCUUUACUAUAUGUCAAUUUUCAAGGUUCUCCUUGCACUUGUGGAGUGCUUCUGCAAGGAGAUAAGUGCUUCGUUUAACGAUCUUCAAAGAACGUUUCAGAAAAUACCGGAGGGGUCGUCUAGCUGUUCACCUGAACAUACUACUAUAGCGUUAUUGAGUGGUUUAGAAAAUUGCAUCUCAACUGCUCACGACCGUCUUCAAGUUGAGGAGGUAAACACUGCUAGCACAAAAUCACCAGAUCAGCCUCAAGGGUUUUUUGGCAACAUCUUCGCAACCGAAGGCAACCAAGCUCAACCCUCCAACGGCAGGAACACUAGACUUACAGUCCUCCUAUGUUUUCAGGAUGCUGUGCAGUUAUGCUAUUCAAUCUGGGCCUGGGGAGCUGGUGGGCGAGGGAAAUCGUCUCGGGACAAUGACUCGGUUGCCUCGUUUCAAUAUACAUCACUAAGGAUGAGGAACAGGGCUAGAAGGAUACUGGAGCACCUCUUCGCUGCAGAAGCACUUGAAUGUCUUGAGACGUUAAUCCAACUAUGGCGUACCUCCAUAGCUUUGGACGAGCCUGCCAAAAGCAGAGCAAUCUUUAGCCUUUUGCAUACCCUAGAUGGGUCAAAGCCCAAAGUCACAAUUCCUGCCAUUUUCAACGCCAUAUACAGCCGUACCAGCCCCGCUGCUCUGGAACCAAGCCGCAAAUCAUCAAUGUCUUCAGAGUUAUCGGAGGCCGACCUUGCCGCUUUUCUAGUUAUGUACGCAAAGUCGUUAGAUGAUGACUUCUUGGAUGACAUUUGGGGUGACUGUAUCACUUUCUUGAAGGAUGUUCUCACAAAUCCAUUCCCACAUCGCCAGAUCCUACCUCGUCUACUGGAAUUUGCUGUCGUACUUGGAGGCAAGAUGGAGAAUACAACUUUUGGAGAUGAUAGACGAACCAGAAAGGAGUUAGGGGACCUAAUAUUGCGCCUUCUACCUGCUAUUUUCACAAGCAAACCGUUAUCUAGUACCCACGAACCACCCGCGCCCCGGAACCAAGAGUCAGACCAAUCAAGCUCCUCACUUUUGCAACGAAUUGGGCCGGAUGAUGUAACAGGAAUCCUUGCCAUGACCCUGCCUGCACUAACUGCCACUCUUGAUGAACCCGAUAGGAUAUCCAACGCAUUAUCAAGCAUAUCAACGAAUAUCAUAUCUCCCACAUUCCACUCACGCCUAUUCCCAUCUAAUGUGGAUAAGAACACCCUCGACCUUCUGCAACAGAUAUCGAGGGUGCAAGGGGCAGCCAAAAUCUGGAAGAAGGAUGUAGGCGACGCGUUCAACGACAGUAAAUUUUUUGGAUUUAAACUUAGCCUUGUGAAGAGCCAUUGGAUACGCCUCUUCCGCCAGUGGGUUUUGACAGAUACAGAACGUCUUACUGAAUUACUCUCCCGCCUCACGCCCCCUACAUCCGCUGGUAUAAUGUGUGGCGUUGGUGCGAGCGCUGCCCGACUAGAGGCGGACCGUAAAGCACAGCUGAACCUACGCAGGAUUGCGCUGUUGAUCAUUGCAUCCGAUGAAAACCAUUUUAGCGCUGAGUUAACCGAGCUCCAACAAAAAUUAGAAGACCUCCUUACCGCCACCCAUGUAUCUUCUCCAUCAUCCGUGACUAGAGCAGAGAUAUAUAUGGUUCUGAGGUCUCUGAUUCUCAAAACAGGGUCCAUCAGCCUCGCCCCUUUUUGGCCCAUGAUAAAUACCGAGCUUCAAGAUGCGAUAUCCGCCAUUGCUCCAGACCAAGAUAACGAGACUUAUAGCCCCUAUUCACUUCUUCAAGCCUCAAAGCUUUUGGAAACUCUGCUUUUGGUUUCACCGGAUGAUUUCCAAUUACAGGAAUGGCUUUUUGUUACUGAUACAAUAGAUGUUGUCUACCCGCCGAAUCGAUGGGAGUCAGCAGCUCUUGCAGACGAGAUCUCCCGUUCUCUGGGAAAGAGUAAAAGCCCUCACAGUGAACAUUCAGCCUCUGCUCAAGAAAUGAAUGGUUACGAUGGUGACGAGGAAAGUGCCGGCACAGAGUCUAGCAAGAAGGAUGGGUAUAAAAAGGCCUUGCUUAACUCUGAUCUCAGCAGGGAAACAGCUAAGGAUGAGAUUGUGGAAAAGCUGUUACGGCCUUUCUUUGACCGACUGAGUAUUCAUUCUUUCGAAACCAUGUAUAGUAUGGGUGUGCCAGGCAUCACGGCUUGCACAGAUGAUCUCCUCACUGAUUUGUUCAACGAGUUCACCAUAGAACAAAACUCGAGGAGCGCCCAAGGAUAG